AUGUGGAUUAUUUUCUUAUUGUUGUUGGCAAUCAGUAUUUUACCACCCAAAAAUGAUUUUGUGCAUGGAAACAAUCGUCAUAUUCAACAAUCCAAAUGGAAUAUAAAUAGACAACAUCAAGGUCUUAACAUUCAUAAUGUUUCUGAUCAUUUCAAUUCAAUUCAACGAACUAAACGAUCCAAAUCCCAAGAUCUUAAAGAUUAUCAUUCAACUGAUAAUAAUAAAGAUCCUAGUAAUUCUAAUGAUAAGAAUGAUCAUGAUAAUCAUCAAGAUGAUCGUAAGAAUGUUGAUCAUGUUGUAAGCGCUGUGAAUAAUGAACAUUUAAUCAAUUCUAAUAGUAAACUAUCUAGUUCAUCUAAUUAUCAUCCAUUAAGUUCUAGUCAAUCAUUACAUAAUCCAUUGGAUAAUGAUAAAGUACUUAGACCAGAGAAAUGUAUACCAAUUGAAAUACCAUUAUGUAAAAAUAUUGGUUAUAAUUUAACUUAUUUACCAAAUGCAUUUAAUCAUGAAACACAAGAAGAAGCUGGUUUAGAAGUUCAUCAAUUCUAUCCAUUAGUUGAAAUUAAUUGUUCAGAAGAUUUAAGAUUAUUUUUAUGUAGUAUGUAUACACCAAUAUGUUUACCAAAUUGGCAUUAUCGUUUAACUGCAUGUAAAUCAUUAUGUGAAAGUGCACGGGAUGGUUGUAUACCAGUGAUGCGUACUUAUGGAUUUGGUUGGCCUGAACGAAUGAAUUGUGAUCUUUUACCAGAAGGAAAUGAAUGUGUAAGUCGAAGUAAUACACCAAACAAUCGGAAAGUUUCAUCAUCAUCAUCAUCAUCAUCAUCAUCAACCUCUUCAUCAUCAGGGUCUUCUGGUGAAGAAGUUGGAAUGACUGGUAAAGAUACCGAUAAUAACAAAAUGAAAGAUAUUAUACUUGGUAAAGGUGAUGAAAUCUCAUCUAGUCAUGAAUUAUUAACUUUAAUGAAUCAAAUUCAUUCAUUCAAUCGAUUAAAUCCAAGUUUAUCAAAUUAUAAAUCAUUUCAUAAAAACUAUAGUUAUCCAAAUAUACCUCCAUCAGAGAUAUUAAAUCAGUUGCAUGAACAUUUGUCAAGCAGUUUAUCAGAGGGUCAAAAACGACCAAAUCAUCGAAAAGUGAAUGGAAAACUUGAAGAAGAUUCAAAAAUUUCCAAAACUUAUCAAAAAACUUUAGGUCCAGUUAUAUGUUUACCAUGUAAAUGUCGUGAUCCAUUUAUAACAUGGAUGAAACCACCAUUUAAUGAAGUCAUUACUGGUGAUAUAGCUGGUUGUUUACCAUCAUGUCAUAGUCCAACAUUUAGUAAUCAAUCAGAUAAAACAUUUGCAACAUUUUGGCUUGGAUUAUGGGCUGUAUUAUGUAUUUUAUCAACUUUAGCUACUGUUACAACAUUUCUUGCUGAUCCAAGUAGAUUUCAAUAUCCUGAACGUCCAAUAAUCUAUUUAUCAGCUUGUUAUUUUAUGAUUGCUCUUGGUUAUUUAAUAAGAGUUGGUAUGGGUCAUGAAGCAAUUGCAUGUGAUGGACCAAUUCUUAGAAUAAGUACAACUGGACCUGCACAAUGUAGUGUUGUUUUUCUACUUACUUAUGUUUUUGGUAUGGCUUCAUCUGUUUGGUGGGUAAUACUUACGUUGACAUGGUUUUUAGCAGCAGGAUUGAAAUGGGGUACUGAAGCUAUUGCAAAAUAUUCUCAGAUCUAUCAUUUCUUUGCAUGGUUCUUUCCUGGUACAAAAGCAAUUAUUAUAUUAAUAUUAUCCGCUAUUGAUGGUGAUCCAAUUGGUGGUUUAUGUACUGUUGGUUCAAUUCAUUUAACAUAUUUACGUUUAUUCAUUCUUAUACCAAUGUGUAUUUAUUUAACUUUAGGUACAAUCUUCUUAUUAGCUGGUUUUGUUGCUUUAUUUAAAAUACGUAAUGAAAUUAAAUUACAAACACGUGGACAUUUAAAAACUGAUAAAUUAGAAAAAUUAAUGAUACGUAUUGGUAUAUUCGGUGUUUUAUAUACCGUACCAGCUACUAUAGUGAUUGCAUGUUAUUGUUAUGAAUUAUAUAAUCGUGAUAUAUGGAAUAAAGCACAUAAUUGUCCAUGUACAUCUAUACCAUAUAUGAAAGAUCUAACACAAGAGAAUCUAUUAGAGAAGUUGAAAUCAUUAUUGAUUCAUACUGAUCAACCUUCAUCACGUACGAAUGAUGGAAUCUUGGAAGGUAAAGCGAAUGAUGAUUUCACCCUUCAUAUGAAUCCUCCAAUAUAUGCUAAUGUACAACCAGAAUAUGCAAUAUUUAUGUUAAAAUAUUUUAUGUCACUUGUUGUUGGUAUUACAUCUGGAUUUUGGAUAUGGUCUAGUAAAACUGUGAAUUCAUGGCAAUUAUGUUUAAAACGUGUAUUCAGUCGUUCAUAUCAAUCAAAUUCUAAACGAAAUCAAGGUAUAAUAUCAGUGAAUGUUUUAAAUCAUACUGGAACUCUUUUACCAAAUCGUUCACCACCACCACCACCACCACAACCACAACCACUACAAAAUCCAAGUACCAUUGGUUGGAAUACAGGACAAUCAAAUGUUUGGAUGAAUAGUAAUAGUAAUCUUAAAUUAUCUGGUGGAUUGAAUCUAAGUGUUAAUAAUAAUUGUACAACAUGGCAAGAUGAUUACAUUCCUAAUAAUAAUAAUAAUAAUCGAUUACUUCCUCAAACACCAUCAACAAAUCUUGAAUGUCAUCAUUCUAAUGGUAUUCACAUCAGUCAUACAAUGCCUAUACCAGUUGGAUCAGUGAUUGGAACAUCAGGUGUAUCAUUAUCAGGUUUACAAAUGAAUUCUGGAUCAUUUACUAAUGGUCCAUUAGAUGGUACUGCUAUAAGUGGUGGUAGUGGUACAAGUUUAACUGGACAACAACAAAAUGGACGUAAAAUUGAUGCUAGUAAUUUAUUUCUUAUGUCUUCAGUACCAAUAACACAUAUCUGAAUACUUAGAAUUGGUAAAGUCUUUUAAUUCAGUAGUAUCAUAACUUAUUCGAAAGUUUUAGUUUUGGGAUCCCGGUCUAUCAAUGAUAAUAUAUGACCACUUUCAAAGUAUUAUAUAACUUCAUAGACCUCAAUCCUCUCAUUUCAUCUUCAAAUAUUGAAUGAACCUUACUAUUCACGUUAACUAAUGAGGUCAAUUUACUUCCCCUUUUCUCUUAUUUUUUUGUUAUUUACAUUAUAACAUUAAGUUUAUAAAUGAAUAUAAUUUUUUUGGCAGCGUUUACAUACUACUUAAAUGUACAAAUCAUACCAAGUAGUACCAAUAGUUUCAAUUACAUUUUUGUUUCUUUGUUUGCAUUUCUUCUCUUUUCAAUAAUAUCCAUUUAUAGUUGAAAGAAGUUCCGAAUGGUUCCUUUUUUUUUGUUAUUGAAGUUGUUUCUAUGUUUCCAAAGGUUUUUGCAUUUCGAUCAUGUAUCUAGUACAGCUUCAUUAUAUUUUGUACAUAGUUACUACAUUAAUAUGACGUAAUCUCUCUCCCCCUUUCUAUGUAUCUCCCCACCUACCUAUCUACAUAUAAUUUACAUGUAUAUAUA
This is a messenger RNA of Schistosoma rodhaini, 3553 nucleotides long. Lineage: Eukaryota; Metazoa; Platyhelminthes; Trematoda; Strigeidida; Schistosomatidae. The record is from the annotation of a GenBank genome assembly.